This is a messenger RNA of Anguilla anguilla (European eel), 986 nucleotides long. RefSeq names its product apolipoprotein A-II (gene apoa2). Lineage: Eukaryota; Metazoa; Chordata; Actinopteri; Anguilliformes; Anguillidae. The transcript is spliced from 4 exons. The coding region runs from base 150 to 578 and encodes 142 amino acids. The record is from RefSeq and is a predicted model, not a curated record.
ACGUUUGUUUACGCUCGCCCCAUAUCACGGUGCAUUUAACCGGAGCACACAAACUGUGGCAUUGACAAACCUCCCGCUCGUCCGAUUUGUACAUCCGCCUCAUCGUCCGCUGCUGUUCACCCUUGGGAUCUAUAUACAGUCUUAAAGAGAUGUCUGGGAAACUGGUGGUAGCGGUCAUCCUCGCUCUCCAAGUGACUGCAUCUGUCUGCGAAUUGCCCCAGCCGUCAACGGAGCUGGUGGACAAGUACACUGAUUUAAAGGAUUCCGUCUACAAGCUGCUAGCAUACGCCGGCAUCAGGGCCAAGGAGGCCUUGGAGCCCCUGGCCCAGCACCUUCCCCAAAGCCAGGCUGCCAAGGAGUACGUGGAGGAACUGCAGGGCAAGCCCCAUGUCCAGAGCGUUGUAAAGGUUGCCACGGGUGCGGCCGGUGAGCUUGCUCCCUUGGUGGACAAAGUUCGCAUGGCCGGCCUGGGUCUGUACGAAACGUACGCCAGGCCCUAUGUCGGAACCUACCUGGACCAGGGCGUCACCGCCAUCAAGGACUUCGUGAAGAACGUACUGCCCCCGGAGGGGCAGUGAGGGGCGGGGCAGCGAGGCAGGCCCGGCGCUUUGGACAGCAAAGUUCGCCCAACCCCGUUAACGCAAUGGCUUUCAAAUUCUGUCGACAGCGAUGAUUACCCAUAAACGCCUGAGCUCCAGCUAUGUAGCCUCCCCUGACUUAAUAGAGAAAAACGACAGAUGUGCACUGCACUUGCACUGCUCAAAACACAGUUAUGCACGCCAGUAGCAGCAUUAGCAUUCUAAAUGUAUGCAGGGUUGUGAAUGACCGCUAUUACAUCAAAUGGAGAGCGAGGCGAAAGAAUGCAAAUGCAAUACUGCGCAUGUAUAGAAAAAGUUGUACUUGAUAUUCCUGUAUGUAAUGCAGUAAGGCACAUCAAAAGGAUAUAAUUUGUGUUUAUACAAUUUCAAUAAAGUUUCUGGAAAACA